Molecule: messenger RNA, 2242 nt
Organism: Heterobasidion irregulare TC 32-1
Lineage: Eukaryota; Fungi; Basidiomycota; Agaricomycetes; Russulales; Bondarzewiaceae
Product: oligopeptide transporter
Exons: 13
Coding region: 49-2085 (678 amino acids)
Cellular component (GO): fungal-type vacuole membrane
Molecular function (GO): oligopeptide transmembrane transporter activity; 2 iron, 2 sulfur cluster binding
Source: RefSeq, a predicted model, not a curated record
CCAGACACCCCGCCCGCCUCGCUUGCUUCCUUACGUCGUCCACAAGUCAUGGGUCCCCGUUCAUGGCUUCGACGCUCGGUCACGAAGGCGUUUAGCCAGCACCGCGACGUCUUCGCGGCUGACGCGUCGGCCAAUCCAGAAUUCACUCUUCGGGCGGUCUCGCUAGGCCUGCUCAUCGGGUGCCUGCUAUGUUUCACGAACCUGUACUUCGGGCUGCAGACGGGAUGGAUCAGCAUGAUGUCUCUGCAGUCGGCUUUAAUUGGCUUCCUCCUAGCCCGCCUUUGGCCGACGCCUAUGACUCCCCAGGAGAAUGUCGUCGUGCAAACAACUGCGGUUGCGACAGGGACGAUGCCUUUAGCAGCAGGAUUCGUCGGUAUCAUACCUGCUCUGGGACUACUCGACAAGGAGAGAGACGGCACGCUCCCCGUAAAUUUAUCUUGGUUCGGUGCCAUUGGCUGGUCAUGUGCCGUCGCAUACUUUGGAGUCUUCAUGUCACCGCCGAUUCGCAAACAAGUGAUCAUCGAAGAGCAGCUUGCGUUCCCAUCAGGGACGGCUACCGCACAGUUGAUAUCCGUGCUUCACAAGGUCCCACCUCCCGACACCGGCUUGCGACGUCGAGCGGGCUAUAGCGAACUCAGGGCUGAGGAAGAUGCAGAACAGCCGAUCCCCGAUACACCACGAACCAGCGCUUCCGACAUCCCCACGGAUGACAUGGCUGAGACGGUCAAAAGUGAAGGAUGGGCGGCAUUGUCUUGGAGUUUCCUGGCUUCUGGCUGUCUUACGCUUGUGUCUUAUUUCUUCCCUGUUGUGUUUGCAAUACCUAUAUUUGGCACCUAUGUAGCUCAGCAUUGGUUGUGGACAUUCACUCCUAGCUUGUCUUAUGUGGGUCAAGGGAUUAUAAUGGGCUUCCCAACUACUUUGAGCAUGAAUUUGGGCAUGUUAGUCGGUUGGGGAAUUUUAUCACCCAUAUCUCGAAAUUUCGGUUGGGCACCCGGCCCUGUCGGCGACAUGACGACUGGUGCUCGUGGCUGGAUUCUUUGGAUAUCACUAGCAAUUAUGUGUGCCGAUAGCGUGGUAUCGCUCGUCCCCGUGAUGUGGGAAUCGGCGGAGAAGAUUGUCCGCGGUCGAAAUGCGCCCAUGCUGCAGGGCGAUGGCGAUCGUGACAAGGACGACAAUGAGUUCGAGACAGAAGAUCGACUGGUGUCUAACCGCUGGGUCCUUUGGGGCUUGAGCGGGAGCGUGUUCGUCGGUAUCGUGAUUGUAUGGUUUGUAUUUGGAGAUGAGGGUAUCAAACCCUGGGCCACGUUUGUUGGGUUCCUAAUGGGGGCGUUGUUGAGUAUAUUAGGUGUCCGUGCUCUUGGCGAAACGGACCUUAAUCCCGUUAGUGGUCUGGGCAAGAUCAGCCAGCUGUUGUUUGCGAUUAUUCAACCAGGAAAUGUUGUGGCGAAUAUCAUUGCUGGCGGUGUGGCGGAAGCAGGUGCACAACAAGCUGGAGAUCUUAUGCAAGACCUCAAGACUGGGCAUCUCAUCCAGGCCUCGCCUAGGGCACAAUUUUACGGGCAGAUCAUUGGUUCAACUCUGUCGAUUUUCGUGACUGUCACCGCAUACACGCUGUACAACAAGGCGUAUACCAUACCUGGGCCUUCGUUCCCUGCGCCUACUGCCUAUGUAUGGCUCGGUCUGGCGCGAUUGCUACGCGACGGGCAGCUCCCAGCAAAGAGCAGCGUCUUCAUGCUCUCGUUCGCAAUCAUCUUCGGUCUUGUGUCUGCUUUCAAGACCGUAGCCCAACGCCGGCAGUUGUGGUAUGCGAAAUGGAUACCCUCCGGCGUCGCCUUCGCCAUCGGAUUUCUCAACACGCCAUCUUUCUCCCUCGCGCGUCUUGUCGGCGGCAUCGUCGAGUACGUCUACCACACAAGAGUGGCAGAUUCGGGGAGCAGCGACAUCCGCUUGAUCGUCAUCGCUAGCGGAUUCGUAUUGGGUGAGGGCGUGGUGAGCGUUGUGACCUUGGUACUGCGGACGCUCGGUGUCGGCGCCGCGAGUUGUUGGGGCUGCGAUUCCGGGAUGUGUGGAGGAUGCCCAUCAUAGACUUUAGUUUAUGCUAUGCAAUAUUCGAUCUGUAUGUUUUGUACACUAGACCCUAUUAGACCGCGGUGGACAGCUAUAAUACUUAGAUCGCAGGGGUAUGGAGCUGCGUACUGAGAAUAGACAUGAGAUGUACACGUUGAUUGUCAACGUGUCCACC